Messenger RNA from Cladocopium goreaui, 323 nucleotides. NCBI's taxonomy places the organism in Eukaryota, Dinophyceae, Suessiales, Symbiodiniaceae. The record is from the annotation of a GenBank genome assembly.
AUGAGGCUCUUCGAGGACAUCGAGGUGCGCCCCUCGCUGCUGCACGGCGACUUUUGGAGUGGCAACGUCGCAGUCGUCGAGGAUCGGCCGGCGGUCUUUGAUCCUGCAGCCUACUACGGACACCACGAGGCCGAGUGGGGCAUGUCUCGCCCUGGAUCUCUGUCAGAUGACUUUUGGAGAGGCUACAGACAGCACAUUGUUGAGGAUCCUGGAUUUGAGGAGCGCAGGCCGCUCUACCGCGCCUAUCACCAGCUGAAUCAUUUCAACCUUUUUGGAGGUGACUACUUGACCCGGGCCAUUCGGUCGCUGGAAGCGGUGAAGCA